This is a messenger RNA of Cucurbitaria berberidis CBS 394.84, 4258 nucleotides long. RefSeq lists its product as uncharacterized. Lineage: Eukaryota; Fungi; Ascomycota; Dothideomycetes; Pleosporales; Cucurbitariaceae. Gene Ontology annotation, biological process: protein phosphorylation. Gene Ontology annotation, molecular function: protein kinase activity; ATP binding. The coding region runs from base 429 to 4082 and encodes 1217 amino acids. The transcript has 3 exons. The record is from RefSeq and is a predicted model, not a curated record.
GUACAUAAUGACAGUAAAAAACAAGAACAUUGAAGGAAAACCACAUAUGCUCGGCCUUCACGACUUUGAAGAGAGGAAAGAUUGGUGGGAUCACUUGACCGCAGCUAUCGCUACGCUCGAGUCCGCUCCUGAGUGAAGCUAUGAUGUUGCUUGGGCUUUCAUCUCCGAGGUGACAAGCACCAAUACCAGUCAUGUGUUCUAGUUGGGCUGGAAAACGGCCUUAGUGAAGGAGCGGGUGCACAGUAACCCGGGAACUCACAGUGUUGGGGGGGUGAAAGAGACAACCAUGGGGAAACAGCUCCCAAACAGUCAAGUCGCAAGCCCUUAAAUGUCCAUCCACCUAACGAACAAGUCGCAUUCUACCUCACUACCGAGUUCGCGAAUCAACUGUUCAGCUACUUUGUCAACUAUUACGACGGCUUGCGACAAUGGCCGUACGUCCUCAAGGCCACCCACCGAUACCCGCCGAAGUAUCUGCGGAGUCUGUCAUCGCUAUUGUCUCAAUCCAUGACUCCGAAGCCUUUAACGUUAAUCUAGCUACUCCAUUCCAGAAGACACGACUAAGCAGCCAGCGAGCCAACGAGACGAGCCGAGGAAUCGACGAAGGCUGCCAUAUCUUCCUUCAUCAGAUUGAAGAUCAACCAUGCUUUACCCUCGGUCGACGCGAUGGUAGGACUUCGGCCUCGACCAUCUUCCCGACUCGCGACGUGUACUUUCCUGGCACUCAGGUUGGAAAACCGUUCUUGUUAAUCCCGAUUUGGGAUUCUGAUAUCUGGCGCUUGCAGUCAACAACCGAAACUAUAGCAACUGUCAACGAUGUCCCCAUCCAGGCUUCCACGAACCGUACAAAGAAGAAGGGGCAGGUUCUCCCGCAAGCUGUCCAUCUCAAGUCGUCCACAGUCAAUCGAGUAUCAUUCAACGGUUUACAGAUCGACAUAUGGCUACUAAAGUCAGUCCGAGAGGUUUAUGCAACCAAGAAUUUUGAACCUCAGAUGCUAAACCACCACUUGCAAGACGUCUCCGGUCGUGCAGAACAGUGGGCUCACGACCGAUAUAUCUUGAGCUCGGAGCAAGUUUCAGCAAACAGUUUUCGAGUGGUCGAGCGGUUUACGGGCGAGGUACAGACGGUCAAACUAUUUCGAGACGCACAGCGUGGUCGGCAACUUCGGGAUGAAGAGUUUCUCAAGUUUGGUAAGGAGAAGGUUGACGCAUCGAUAGUGCAGUAUCAGCAAUCGACGGAGAUAGACAACAUUCCGGCUGUCGUCACCGGUACGCAUGAUGGUUUUGUUUCCUACGCGGCGCUCCAAAUCGACAUAAAGAAACAGCACCCGGGUGUCCGUUUUUCAAUCGCCACUGAGCUGCUACGACGAGUGUUCUCUGCUCUCGAUUUCCUACAUUUCCAUGGUAUCAUCCAUGGACAAGUGACACAGGAGAGCGUGCUUCUUCGACUCAAGGAUUAUGCACCCAAGGCUGUAUUGCUUGUCGACUACUCUCAUUCAGCCCCCUUCAUCAUCGGUGCCCAAGCUCCACGCGACGAUAUGGUUCAAGAUGGCCAGGCCGCUAUGCAAGUCAUCGAAGACUGUUGCGAUAUUUGGCAAUUGCGUAAAGCGGCGACCAAAGAUGCGUCUAACGAAGAGUUUAUGGCAAAGAAAACAACAACCGCGCAGAACGAGUACCAGACUGUUCAACGCGCCGUGGCCGACUUCGAGCGAUCGGGCAAUUCGCGAACAUCCGAGAAAGGGAAGAAGCUUCUGCGGUUGUUGGAGCAAAAGAAUAACCUUUGGCAUCGUUCUCGUGAGGACCAAUUGCACAACGCCACCCGCCGUGAGGUCGGUAUUUGUUAUAAAUCGAAUAUCGACGAGAUGGUCAACGACUGGGACAAAUCACAUCCUCCGCCAAAGAUUGGCGAGAAGCACUUCAUGCUUCUGUCCCUGGGACAUCCAUGGUUUGACCAACUGGCGAGCCAGCUGCACCACGAGCGGUGGGAUACAACUCCUCACGAGGUGUGCGCGAAAUUCAAGGAGUUAGCUGGUGCCGUUGAGCAGCCGUGGCAGACGUUUGAGGUCAAAAAGACUCUAACGUUCAUUCAGAACGACGCGGGCUUCGACGAGAAGUGUGUUCUAGCGUGGCUAGCAGGUUGCUGCGAGGCUUUUCCAGAGUGGCGCCAGGCUCUAGAGAAAGAAUGCGAACAUUGCCUUGAUCCACAGGAUGGCACUGUCACGCGCUCUGAUAUUAGCAAGCUUCGAGACGCGCUUUCAGGAAAUGGGCACCUGCCACCGCCCAUGGAGUCUACUUUCGAUCGCCUCAUAGCGCAGGAUAGCAACCCCUCCCUGCGAAUCGACGAAAUCUACCAAAUCUCGCUACAUGUUCCUUCCCGAAUGUUCAAUCUUACGCAGCUGCAGCGUCUUGCGUCGGCGGACCGCUUCGUGUUAUGUGUCAAUGAAGGACGCAUUCGAUGCGACAACUACGUUGAAGUCCGCGGCCACCCGAAGGUCCAAGGCUGUUACGUCCCGCUAUCUCUCUUGUCCGUUUUUGCAUACCAGCUGGACUUGACUGUGCCGCAUCCUCCAGAUCAUACACCACUUUUCCCGACUUUCGAUUCAUCGGACUUCAGUCAGGUACCUAGUGGUAAAAUCGUCCUAGCACGGCCUGGUCUUGUUGCUUUUGCAUCUGUCACUCGCACUGGUAACCAGUGUGUGUUCUUUGCGCCUAGAUACCCCAAAGACUUCGAGACAAACAAUGUCUUUCUCCCGACAUACUUUGGCGACAUGAAGGUUUUACCACAACUACCAGCAGGGUUGUACGAACAUGCUCGCCCCGAACAUUGGUCUAAGUUCAAGACUGCGGAGGAGAUUGAGGAUGCAGCAAACAUUGGAAAGCGCAGGAUUUUGCAUCCGAAAGGACCCCGAGAGAAGUUGACCACCAAGUCACGCACAGCGGGCCGAACGUUAUCGCCAGCGUAUUCGACUAAUAUGGAUGUCGAUGAGACGGCAAUCUCUCGGGUACUGAAGCAACGCCAGCAGAUCCGUUCACGGGCUCGCCCGCCGAUCAAACGCAACACUGAUGCGCAAUCAUCCAACCCCAGGACACCGACGGCAAAGCGCCACCAGUUGUCCAAGCGCGCCUCGACUCCGCCCAUAUCCUGCGCCUCUAAUAUCACGACAUCUUUUCUCGACCGUGCUAUGGAGCGUAUGGAGCGCAUGGCUCAGGCUCCACAAGGUACACCAGCGGAACCUUCGUUGUCCAUUCCUCGGAUUCCAAACUCAUCGUUUUUCCAACGUAAUGGGAACGUGAACGCAAGUAUUCUUCCCAGCCCACCACGUGCUCCAGCAGAUCAAAAUCAGUCUUUCACCGUUGCUUCAGGAUCCUUCGAUCUGGCUGAUGAUUGGAUCAAGACGGAGGAGUGGCUGAAAGAUAUGCCAGAUGAUGAAGAGGAGGAGCCCCUGAUGCAGGGUGUCUUGGGCUUCCGGUUCCAUCAUAGUCAUCUGCAGGAUGGAUCGGAUACGGAGGUAGACUCUCCUCCUGGGGACAAGUCCAAGGGCAAAAAGAACGGUGCGGGCAAGGGCAAGAAGAAGGAUGGAUCGGAUACGGAGGUGGACUCUCCUCCCGGGGAUAAGUCCAAGGGCAAAAAGAACGGUGCGGGCAAGGGCAAGAAUAAAUCUCUUACAGCUCCUGGUCUACUGGAUGGAUUGGAUACGGAGGUGGACUCUCCUCCCGGGGAUAAGUCUAAGGGCAAAGGGAACAGUGCGGGCAAGGGCACGAAGGAGUCUGUUGCAGCUCCUGGUGUCGCUACCCCAACGCCGAAUGCUAAGGGAAAAGAGCCGACUCCGUUGAUAUCCCCUUCCAGCUCCUUUCAGCGUCGACCAAAUUCUCAGCCAGCUACCCAGCCGAACAGCCUUACACAGCUGCCCAUGGCAGGUAGCUCGGCUCAACCCACACAAUCGGCCUCUAUUCCGGGGAUCCAGAAUAGUCCGGGUAGCGCGAUCCACAGCUGGUUCCAGGACCAGGCGGACGCAAUGGGUGGUGAUGAGGAUGAUGACAUGCCGGAUACGGAUGUUGAGACUUGGGGUGAUAGCGAUUAAGAGUAGGGGGGACUGGCGUUCGAUGUAGUGAAGCGAGAUAAGAGGGUUAUUAGAAUGGGAACGGUCAUGGGGCGAAAGACAAAUGGUAUACGAGUGUAUUAUGACACCGUAAGAUAGGUGAUUUGAGUGUCUUUACGCUCAAGAGUACAUAUCAAUGGAACCACGAUAUUCACGCU